Messenger RNA from Caenorhabditis bovis, 1641 nucleotides. NCBI's taxonomy places the organism in Eukaryota, Metazoa, Nematoda, Chromadorea, Rhabditida, Rhabditidae. The record is from the annotation of a GenBank genome assembly.
AUGCGAUCUCUAAUCAUUUGUCUGUUACUCAUUCAAAAUAUCGAUGCUUUCAAUUAUCUGUUGAUUUCGCCGGUGUUCGGAUUCAGCCACAUCAAGUUCAUGUCGAAAAUUGCUGAUGUUUUGGCGAACGGUGGUCAUAAUGUAACAAUUUUUCGACCUCAUCACAAUGAUCUGCACAUUCCGCCGCGAUUGAUCAAGAAUCCUAAUAUUGAGAUCUUGGACUACUACCCCAAAGAUUUCGAUGAGAUGAAGAAGGGCUCUGACGAUAUGAUGAAGAGCAUGUGGCUUGAAGGAACCUCGCCGUUGAGUAUGGCGAUUAGUGCCAUCCAAUUCGGAAAAGGUGCGCGAGACGUCUGGAACAACACCAACUACCAGAUUCUGACUGAUAAGGAGCUUCAUGAGAAGCUCAAAGCUCGCAAGUUCGAUUCGGUCAUCACCGAGAUCUUCGACACUAGUGGAUUUUAUUUGAACGAGAUCCUCAAAAUCCCAUCAAUCGUUGCUGUUUGGUCGGCGGUUCGUCAUUGGUCGACAGAAAUGUACUACGGCGGAGUGUCGCCGGUUGGCUAUGUUCCCGGAAAAGAGUCAGCGAUCGGAGCCAACGCCGUAUUUCUCGACCGCCUCAACGAUUUAAGCUCAUGCUUUUUCAUUGGUCUUUUGGUCCGUCGACUCAUUCUAGAGCAACAUUACAAUUAUGCUAAUAUCAUUGGGACCAAUAAAACUGCCGACGAGCUACUAACAAAAUCGCCAUUUUUCAUGGUCAACUCGAAUCCAUAUUUGGAUUUUCCGAUGCCGGUGCCUCAAACGAUUGUGCAAAUCGGCGGAUUCACAAUGGAUUUGAAGCAUUCACCGAGUUUGGAAAACUUGCCAAAAGAGUACGAUAAGAUCUUGAACGAGAAAGACACAACGAUAUUCAUUUCAUUCGGAUCGGUGGCCAAGUCGUCGGAAAUGCCCGAACACUACAAGAAAGGUAUUAUCGGAAUGUUCAAACUACUCUCAAAUGUCACAUUCAUUUGGAAAUACGAGAAGGAGCAUCCGGAAAUGGAGAAGAUCCUACCAUCCAAUGUUCAUUUACAGCGUUGGGUACCUCAGCCAGCUCUGAUCGCUGAUAAACGCGUGAAGCUUUUCGUGACUCAUGGAGGACUCGGAAGUACGAUGGAAGUGGCCUAUUCCGGAAAACCAGCGCUUUUGAUUCCAAUAUUCGCCGAUCAGCCUCAUAACGCGAUGAUGAUUGCCAGGCAUGGAGGUGCUGAAGUUUUCGAGAAGGAAGAUCUUGUGAACUCGAAAAAAUUGGCAGCGGUUAUUCAGAAAAUGAUCACCAAUUCCAUAUAUAAAAAGCACGCCGAACAACUGGCUCAUUUGCUCAGGCAUCAGCCAUUUGAUCCCAAGGAUAUUUUGCUGUCUCAUGCCGAGUUUGCGGCAAGGUUUCCCAAUAUGGAAUCUCUCGUUCCGCCAAUUCUUCAAAGCAGUUUCAUUGGAUAUUAUUACAUUGAUGUCAUGCUCUUCCUAGCUGCUCUAGCUCUUAUCUCCUUAUUCGCUGUUGUCAAAUCGAUUUUAUGGGUAUAUCGGAGAAUUGAUAAUAUUAUUUCUCGAAGUGAUGCUCUACCAAGCUGCUCCAGCUCUUAUUUCCUGUCUCAAUUCUAA